AUGGCUUCCAAAACUCACUCUUCCCUUGCUCUUUUCCUCACACUCAACAUCCUCUUCUUUGCCCUUGUCUCUUCUUGCAGCACAUGCCCUGGCACAAAGCCAACCCCCAGCCCUUCAGGUGGCUAUGGUGGUCGCGGUGGUUCGGGAGGCUCUGGUGGUUCUGGUAGUUCCGGUGGCUCAGGUGGUUCCGGUGGCUCAGGUGGUUCCGGUGGCUCAGGUGGUUCCGGUGGUUCUGGUGGUUCGGGUGGAUCUGGUGGUUCAGGAGGCUCUGGUGGUUCUGGUGCCUCAUGCCCCCGUGACGCACUGAAACUGGGUGUAUGCGCCAAUGUGCUAAACGGGUUGGUGAAUGUUACUUUGGGUCAACCACCAGUUACCCCUUGCUGCUCCCUUCUCCAGGGUCUCGUUGAUCUUGAGGCUGCAGUGUGUCUCUGCACUGCCCUUAGAGCAAACAUUUUGGGCAUCAACCUCAACCUUCCCAUUUCACUUUCCUUGCUUCUCAACGUUUGCUCUAGACAAGCCCCACGUAAUUUCCAGUGUGCCUGA
Sphenostylis stenocarpa is the source of this 543-nucleotide messenger RNA. NCBI's taxonomy places the organism in Eukaryota, Viridiplantae, Streptophyta, Magnoliopsida, Fabales, Fabaceae. The record is from the annotation of a GenBank genome assembly.